AUGCUGAUCAUUUCACUCGUCCAGGUCACUGGUCCUGUCCCAAUCGCGGCUUUCAUGCGCCAGGUUCUCACUUCCCCUGAUGGUGGAUACUACACAACCCGAGGAGAGGGUGGAGGCGUUUUCGGCAAAAAUGGCGAUUUCGUCACGUCACCCGAGAUCUCCCAGGUCUUCGGCGAGCUGAUUGGCAUAUGGACUGUGGCAGAGUGGAUGGCGCAAGGGCGUACAAGAAGUGGGGUUCAACAUUCCGCAAUUUCAAGAGCUUCUCGUCUAGUGUGGAAGCUAUAUAUCUUGUCGAGGCUAGUGGGACUCUUCGGGAAGUGCAAAAGCGCCUGCUCUGCGGCGAGGAUGCUGCGAUGGAAGAGACUGACAUCGGUCACCGGAGUAAAUGCAAAUACUUCGAUGUACCCAUUGUGUGGGUUGAGGACAUUCGUCUUCUGCCGCAAGACGCCGUUCAUCUUUGCACAUGAGUUUUUCGAUGCGCUUCCAAUCCACGCAUUUGAGUCUGUUCCGCCAGCCCCAGAGAACCAGCAAACAGACGAGCCACGCAAGAUCAUGACGCCAACUGGCCCGGCCGAGCUGCAUAACCCACCCAAGGUCGCUAACACACCGCAAUGGCGUGAGCUCAUGGUGACAUUGAACCCUAAGGCUGUUGAAGAAAACAUCGUAGGAGAACCCGAGUUCCAAUUAACAAAAGCCAAAGCCUCCACCCCCUCAUCCCUGGUGAUCCCGGAGAUUUCCCAGCGUUACCGAGCUCUCAAGUCGCAGGCAGGCUCGACCAUUGAGAUCAGCCCAGAAAGCCGAAUCUAUGCUGCAGACUUUGCACGCCGGAUUGGUGGUGGUGCCUCUUCUGCAGCUGCUUUGAAGAAGAACCCUGCUUCCAACACAAUUGCCCCAUCCACGAAGAAGACACCCUCUGGCGCAGCCCUUAUCAUGGACUACGGAACCUUGUCAACCAUUCCCAUCAACUCGCUUCGAGGAAUCAAGAGCCACGAGAAGGUUGCACCACUCUCAGAGCCUGGACGUGUUGAUGUCAGUGCGGAUGUGGAUUUCACUUCGCUGGCUGAAGCAGCCAUUGAGGGUAGCGAUGGCGUUGAAGUCCACGGUCCUGUUGAGCAGGGCGACUUCCUCGGCGCUAUGGGAAUUGAAGAGCGCAUGCGCCAACUUCUUCGCAAGGUGCCGGACGAGGAGCAUAGAAAGACACUUGAGACUGGCUGGAAGCGUCUUGUGGAGAAGCAUGCUGGCUCAAUGGGUCAAAUUUACAAGGUCAUGGCCAUUCUGCCUGAGAAUGGUGGCAAACGACGACCUGUUGGGUUUGGAGGGGGUAUCUCCAUAUAA
Messenger RNA from Penicillium salamii, 1335 nucleotides. NCBI's taxonomy places the organism in Eukaryota, Fungi, Ascomycota, Eurotiomycetes, Eurotiales, Aspergillaceae. The record is from the annotation of a GenBank genome assembly.